Schistosoma guineensis is the source of this 870-nucleotide messenger RNA. The record is from the annotation of a GenBank genome assembly. NCBI's taxonomy places the organism in Eukaryota, Metazoa, Platyhelminthes, Trematoda, Strigeidida, Schistosomatidae.
AUGAUACAUAAUUGUGGAAUUGGAAAAGUGGUCAACGUGUGGACACAGGGAGUAAGCUACAACUUGGAUAGUUCACAAGAAGCAUCCAUUAAUCAACGACAAUAUUCAAAUAAUGAUGGUGAUAUUUUUGCAUUGAAUGUACUUGGAAUCACAGUUCUUCAGUUUGCAAUCACUUUUGGAGGAACAAACUUGUUUAUUCUAGUCCAACAGAUCAGUGAAUGGAUUAAAGGUAAUGUGGUAAUCUUAUGGAUCUCAUGCGCUAUCUACUUAGUUCUUCAAACAGUUUGGAUGUUUGUUCCAGCAUUAUCACGGAAAUAUCCAUACAAUGUAAUGUAUCUAAUACUGAUGACAUUAUUUUCAACCAUUGCAAUCGCAUCGGAUGCAACGUUGUACUUCGAGGAUGUUGUCUAUUUCAUCUUCGCUGUAUCGGUGACAUUCAUUAAUUUAAUUGUUUGCACUAUAACUGUUCUACAAUAUGAUUUCAGUAAACAUUACACCAUCAAUCUGUUUGUUACAUUAAGUAUUGAUUUGAUACUAAUCAUUGGACAGAUUCUUUACUUUACAAUGAAUAAGAAUAAUAUUGUACUAGUUAUUGCUGGUGCAAUUACAUUUCCAUUAACAGUCUUUAAAUUAUUAUUUGAAAUGAAGAUGGUAUUUGGAGGUGGUACAUUUCGAUAUCAUCAAAUGGAUUUAGUAUUAGCAGCUGGAAUUCUUUACAAUUGUUGGUGGAAUUUAUUUUUAACAUUAAUGUGGUUAUCUUCAAUGACAGGUUUAAGAAAUUUGAAUUCAACGAAUACUACUACUACCAGUACUACUUUAUUAAAUGUUCAAUCUUCAAUUCAUUUAAUAGUUCUAACUAAAUUCGAUUGA